This is a messenger RNA of Aspergillus pseudonomiae, 1436 nucleotides long. RefSeq lists its product as uncharacterized. Lineage: Eukaryota; Fungi; Ascomycota; Eurotiomycetes; Eurotiales; Aspergillaceae. The transcript has 2 exons. Bases 123 to 1106 code for a protein of 327 amino acids. The record is from RefSeq and is a predicted model, not a curated record.
AGUCUGCAGAGAAGGAGAAUGCUAGAGAUCUGGUGAGUGGAGUGGAGGUGAAACAGUCUUCUACCUAAGUGCUCAUACUAAUUCGAUUCUAGCGAAUCAAACUCCGCGUCCGGGUGGCUAAGAUGUUCUUGCGUUUCGUGAAUUUUGGCUGCAGUCUGAUAGUGGUCACAAUCUUAGCAUUGACUCUGUUCGUCUUCCAUUCCACUAAAUCACUGCCUUCUAGGGGGGGGUUCCCUGCCUGGGCCAAUGGCACCAAUCCGUGGACUCAAUAUUUGCUCCUUUCCGUGGCAUGCGUCUCGUUGUUUGCUUGCCUUAUCGUAUUUUGGGGCUAUUGGAAGGGCGGCCACAAGCGUGCCGAAAAGCUCACUGUUUACUAUCAAACAAUUGCAGUGUGCUUCUUCAUGUUCAGCCUUGUCAUGUGGAUUGUCGCAGCGGCGCUUUACCAGAAUGAAAAAGCCAAUGGAAACAGCCAGGACCUUUGGGGUUGGUCCUGUAAGAAGAACACAAGGGAAACAUUAUUUCACAACGAUAUUGACUAUGCCCUCCUUUGUCGGUUGCAGGACUGGGGCUUGGUGUGCGCUAUUAUUGAAGUUGUCCUCGAGGUUCUAGUCAUCCUUAUCUAUGCGGUUGUGUUCUAUCGGUUCUGGACCAAGAGGCGCCUUAUGAAGUCAAUGGACCGUCGUGACAAGGCUAGAUCUGAUCUGUACCUUGCCCAGCUCCGCCUUCAGUCAGCGCCCAAUACACCUGGAUUUCCGCUCGCCCAAAAGACGCCUAUAAUAUCUACAGCUGUUCCACAAGAUCCCUAUUCAAUGGCCGAGAACGGCGAAUCAUGCUCUACCCAGUUUGCCACCCCCCGUUCUCCAACAAAACCCCAGCCGACCUUCCAGUUGCAAGCACCUCCAAUCCGUGUACAACAAGCGACUCCUAAGACAGAACAGAGGGAGUUCUUUGGCCCUAGUUCCGUUCCCACGACUCUUGGGCCGGCAUCAAAUGUCAACCAACACAUGACUGCUGCGCCUGGCGAACGGACCUACGAUGCUGUGCCUAUUCCAAUGGCAUAUUCAAGUCCAAUGUCGCCCACGUUCCCUCAUGCCUCCCAUAAAUGAUUUCCACAUUUAAAUAGCACUAAUCAAUGGUUGAAAUGUGUAUAUGCGCCUGCGCACGAAGCCUUGAAAUGCGGAGACUGACGCAUUGUAUUUAUUCUCGAUGAUAAUCUUAUCCCCCGCUCCCUUGUUUCAGAUGGCUGCGUGGUAUUGGUUUUUUCUUUCUCUUUCUUUCUUCGAAAGUUCCGACUGCUUUCGUAUAUUCUCUCAUUCAACGAAAUAGUACGUGUUCAUCUGCCACUAUAUAGCUAGCGUACUAUAUGCGUCUGCGUCUAUCCUCCACAUUGAUAUGAAUCAAAGGAACAAUAUUGUGAUACCUGUUAAACGAGUGUA